This is a messenger RNA of Cyprinus carpio (common carp), 1379 nucleotides long. RefSeq lists its product as uncharacterized. NCBI's taxonomy places the organism in Eukaryota, Metazoa, Chordata, Actinopteri, Cypriniformes, Cyprinidae. The record is from RefSeq and is a predicted model, not a curated record.
AUCCACAGCAUCCUACAAGAGAAGGACAAACUCCAGGUGCAGCAGCUGAUAUCUGUGUGACUGUUAAAGAUGGAGUUUAUUAAAGAGGAGAUUGAAGACACGAGUGAUCCAGAACCACCCAGAAUAAAACAUGAAGAUACUGAGGAACCAACAGGCUGGAUAGAAGUAAAAAGGCAAAGACAUGAGGUGAAUGAAGUGGAGGAGGAACACUAUAAAAUCAAAACUUCAAGAAAAAAAGCAAAACAGCUGCACACCUGCUCACAGUGUGGAAAGAGUUAUGCUGGAGCAUCAAGUCUCAGUUAUCAUCUGCACGUUCACUCUGGAGAAAAGCCUUUUAACUGUGAUCAGUGUGGUAAAAAGUUUAUUACAUCAUCACAACUAAAAAUCCACUUGAUAAUUCAUUCAGAUGAGAAGCCUCAUGUGUGUUCUUACUGUGGAAAGAGUUUUUUAUGGCUGAGCAGUUACAAACAUCAUCAGAAAACACAUAAUGAUGUGAGAGAUCAUGUGUGUUGUGAGUGUGGGAACAGCUUUAUCACAGCUGGUGAUCUGAAACUGCAUCGAAGAAUUCACACCGGAGAAAAACCUCACAAGUGCUCAUAUUGUGACAAGAGUUUCGCUCAGUCUGGAAACCUGAAAGCACAUGAAACAACACAUACUGGAGAGAAGCCAUACUACUGUACUCAGUGUGGAAAGGGUUUUACUGCAGCAUCAAGUCUCAGUUAUCAUCUGCGCGUUCACUCUGGAGAAAAGCCUUUUAACUGUGAUCAGUGUGGUAAAAAGUUUAUUACAUCAUCAAGUCUUAAAAAACACCUGACAGAUCAUUCAGAUGAGAAGCCUCAUGUGUGUUCUUACUGUGGAAAGAGUUUUUCACAACUGAAGCACUGUAAACAGCAUCAGAAAACACAUAAUGAAGUGAGAGAUCAUGUGUGUUGUGAGUGUGGAAAGAGCUUUACUAAAGCUGGCAGUCUGAAACAGCACCGAAUGAUUCACACCGGAGAAAAACCUCACAAGUGCUCAUAUUGUAACAAGAGUUUCACUGUGUCUGGACACCUAAAAGUACACGAGCGAGUUCAUACUGGAGAGAAGCCGUAUCACUGUACUCAGUGUGAAAAGAGUUUCACUAAGUCAGCAGCUCUAUUGACUCAUAUUAAAAAGCAUUUCUCUGUGUUAGAGUGAGCAAAUAUUUUCUACAGAUCCAAGGUUUGUUGCAUAAACAUUUUCUUAGAUAUCUAUUUAUGCAUUUCUCUGCAACAUAAAAGUUGCAUAUGCUCUGAAUAAUGAUGCAAAUAAAUUUUCUAUUUCAGUGACUUCUCUUAUUAAGUGUGAUAAAUUAUAAUAAAUUAUUAUGGAAUAAUUUACAAAUCUCAUAAACUUAUAUU